Molecule: messenger RNA, 867 nt
Organism: Aspergillus homomorphus CBS 101889
Lineage: Eukaryota; Fungi; Ascomycota; Eurotiomycetes; Eurotiales; Aspergillaceae
Exons: 1
Coding region: 179-796 (205 amino acids)
Source: RefSeq, a predicted model, not a curated record
UCAUUCCAUCCUAAUGCUCAUAAACCACCCAGAACAGACGCUCGACACCAUCACCACCUCCACUACAAAACUACAAUCCACCUUCUAGACUAGCUCCAUUUUCAACCGUCACGAUAUACUUGAAUAUAUCUCAAUCUACACAUAACACCCACAAACGAAGUGAAAAGAUACCGAAACAAUGCAAACAACCCACCAAUCCGCCCAACCGGCCCAGCCCCCCAAACAAGCCGGCUACAAUCAGGCCUCCAACCCAGUAACACAGACGCCCUCGGAACAGCGCGCACCGCAGCAUCAGUUCGAGCCCCGGCAGCGCGGGGACCCGAUCUCCUCCAUCACGCGGCGGACCGCCGACUCGCGACCGGCCAACGACGAGGCCCUACACCAGCUGAACGCGGAACGGGAGCAGGAGCGCGAGGCCAUGCACAAGGCGUCGGACGUGGAUCUGGAGUACGGUGUCGAGCAGCAGCCGGCGGAGGGGGAGAUCGCCCACGCCGUGAAGAGUACGUCCGGCCAGGCGAGAGCGCGAGCGCAGGCCGGCGCUCAUGCGGGUACGGUGGGAAGCGCGAACGGUCCGGGGGACCCGGGGUACGAGAAGGGGUUGGCGGCGGAUAUGGAUCGGAAGGCAGAGGAGCAUGAGCGGAUGCUAGGAGAGCGCGUGGGACAGUCACCCGCUGAACCGGACGAUGGGGUGUUGGCUGAGAGGGAGGCGUUGAGGGAGCGCAAGUUGAAGCAGGAUAGUGAGCUAGAUGUCAAGGGGGCGGUUUCGAGGGGCACGGGGGAUCCUGUUGUCGGUUGAUUUCUUUUGCUUUUUCUUUUCUAGCUAUAUGGUUAUUUGUAUAGGACUCAUUGGGAAUUGAAAUAAUGAAC